UAAUGUAUUUCAAUUUGAACAGCUGUGAAAUAUUUUGCAGUUAUUUAAUAUUGCUCUAGACAUUUAUCUUUACGAAAAAUUCCUGUAAAGUGACUGAAAAUGUCGUCAACUCUAAUGCAAAAGCUUUCUCUCACAUGUCUUAAAGCGGAGCAGCCACUUUUAACAACCAUACGUAAUGCCAGCAAGAAGACCGGUGGAAGUACUCGUAAUAAAAAGGGUCAUCCCAGACCAAAACAUAGAGGAUGGCGUGUGCAAGAUGGUCACUGGGUAUCACAGGGUACGAUUUUGGCUACACAAUUGACGACUAGAUUUCAUCCAGGCCUUAAUGUUGGCUUUGGUCGUAAUGGAACUUUAUUUGCCAUGGAUCAUGGAAAGGUUUACGUUACUUGUGAACCAUUGGAUCCAAACUGGGACCACACUUGGGUGCAACGUCAUUACGCAGGUCGUGAGGGUCAGCCCAUCCACAAGAAGUUUUUUAAUGUGGUGCCUGAGGAACAACAUCAACGCUUUCGAUUAGUUGAUGAAAUUUAAUUGUUUUUAGUAUAAUGUUUAAUAAAAUGAUCCAGAAAA
This is a messenger RNA of Stomoxys calcitrans (stable fly), 570 nucleotides long. It is a transcript of the gene mRpL27, whose product is annotated as large ribosomal subunit protein bL27m. The record is from RefSeq and is a predicted model, not a curated record. Gene Ontology annotation, molecular function: structural constituent of ribosome. Bases 100 to 531 code for a protein of 143 amino acids. NCBI's taxonomy places the organism in Eukaryota, Metazoa, Arthropoda, Insecta, Diptera, Muscidae. The transcript has 3 exons. Gene Ontology annotation, biological process: translation. Gene Ontology annotation, cellular component: mitochondrial large ribosomal subunit; ribosome.